Molecule: messenger RNA, 671 nt
Organism: Drosophila navojoa
Lineage: Eukaryota; Metazoa; Arthropoda; Insecta; Diptera; Drosophilidae
Gene: dati
Product: zinc finger protein datilografo
Biological process (GO): regulation of transcription by RNA polymerase II; embryo development
Cellular component (GO): nucleus
Molecular function (GO): RNA polymerase II transcription regulatory region sequence-specific DNA binding; DNA-binding transcription factor activity, RNA polymerase II-specific
Source: RefSeq, a predicted model, not a curated record
AUAUACACAUACAUAUGUUGUCGUUCAUGAACAAACUAUCCUAAUAGCCAAGUUUUAGGAAUGCUUAUAAUUCCAAGAUCCUUGCCACAGAUCCAACCCAGCCCUGGAUCCGGAGGAACUGUUAUUUCGAUCACAAUUGAAGAUCGACGAGUGGCUACUGCGGCAGCUCACCAACGGCCAACAGCAGCGCCGCUGAACCAAUCUCCGGUUGAAGGAAACCGAAACGGAAGCGGAAGCUGAAGCUUUAAGUAAGGCCAUUACAAAUGUUUAAAAUGGAUGCCACUGAUUUUUGGCACCAAGCGCGCGUGCCUUUCACUCUGCAAAACCAUCAGCAGCAGCAGCAACAACAGCAGCAGCAGCAACAACAGCAGCUGCCACACCAAUUACACAGCCCGCUGCUCUCAAAGACAAUAUCGCAAGGUCAACAAUCGCCGCAGCAUUCGAUAACGCCAUCUGGCGGCAGUUCUACGCCUGAUAUUAAGUACAAUAACGAAAAGCUAGCCAACGAGAUUCAGCUUCAGCUUUCGAGGUCAAGCAGCGCAGCCGCAAUCAGUGAACGAACCCUUGAAGAAUGUUGGUCGACCCUGCAACGAGUGAGUUGGCAUCUCUUCCGUUGUGUAUAGUACUCUUCCACGUUGAAGACACCAAACACACUCACACACACAGACAAA